UUCGUUUUAUUCUCGCCCUCAUCUUAACCUCAUGUCUCAGUCUCUCUAAAUCGUUGCGGGUUAAUAGACACCGUAUUUUUAUUCAAACAAAAGCCGCAUCAGAACGUCAACAGCUUUUGUCCUUUGGGUUUCUUCUAUCGUUCAUCCUUUGGUUUGCAAGAUGUCUCAACCACGAAUUUUAUUCCCUACUGCCGAUCCACAAUUUUUGCAGAAUGACAGUGUCGAAGGGCAUCUUUCGCCGCAACGAAUGUCACUUUUAGGUCACGGUCCGUGGUCUGAGUCCGCUAUAACGGACUUUUUCGACGCGAGCGAUCUUGACAACGGCAAGAGCCUCGUCGAUCCAACCAUGGUUCAAUCAUCCAUACGCUUCCCAUCCACUGAUAUUUAUCAAUACGACUCGUCCAGUUCCACCUCUUCCACCUCUUCUGCACCUUCUGACGAGUCACACAUCGUUAUAUCGCGUCCUCGACGAGUACGUGGGCACAAUUCCAAUCCAUCAUCUCCCACUGUCAAGGCCAGGCACCAUUCGAGUCCUCGCACACACCAAGUGGACAAAAAGGGUGCUCAGCCGCCGGAGUUCAGUGAUGCAUCUGAUGUUGACACGGUGCGGUUGACGCAAGCACCAUUUGACAAUGCUGGCAGUGUAAAGCCCAGGGCACAUACUCGUCAAUUUUCUGCGGAAAUGCGCUCCAGCUCUCUUCCCCAAUUCAACUCACUCGUUGAGUCUCAGUCCGCCACGAACCUAUCCCCACAGACGCGAUUCAUUCGAAAUAAGUCUGGCCAGCCUAUCAAACCAUCGCUCAAGCACGCGAAGCUUCCCAGCCUGACAAUUCCGACGGGCGGCGUGGUCGUGAAGAGUGAGCCCACGACGCCCACCCUUUCGAAGGCGGUGCACUUCGAUGCCAAGCUUGAGCAUGUCAAACUGUUUCUCUCGAAGCAAAAGCCUCUCGCAGUGUCGCGAGAUCGUGACCUAGCCACCGAUACCAGCGGUACAGAGAGUGAUUUACCAUCAUUCGUCCGUGGUUCACCAGACGACUUCACCGAGAAACAGAUUGAGCUUCAAAUUCGCAACAUGCCGUCCACCCCGUCAAAAGAUACGGACGUGGUACUGCAAGGACUCACUUUAUCUCAACACGAUAAGACCAUCACCGGACGCGUUCGAGUGCGCAAUAUUGCAUUCGAAAAAUGGGUUGCUGCCCGGUUCACCCUGGAUUUGUGGCAGACGACGAGCGAAGUUACCGCCCACUAUGUGGAAUCCGUGAACGGUGGCACGUUUGACAUUUUCAUGUUCACGAUAAGGUUGCAUGACAUAUGGUUGCGUAUCGAGGAGAAGACGAUGUUUAUUGCCUUGCGGUAUACUACCGCAGGCACGCAGUUCUGGGAUAACAACAACGGUGCCAAUUACAUGCUUAAGUUCGUCGGGAAGCUUGUGGCGCGCAAGGCACCCGUUUUCGCAGGGUUGUCCAUGGGGGGUUCGGGGCUCAAAAUCGAGUCGGCAAGAGUGGAUACGAAUUCUUCUCAGGCUUCUCCACCGCGCUCUUCCUUGGCAUUGCCAGAAACGCCUAUGCCAGCGAGGUACAAUUUAGGCUCUGCGCGUAACGUAGCUCAAGACGGGGGCCUUCCUUCCCUAUCGUCUCCAGCUGUACGGACCCCCACGUAUCCCACAGAGCUCUCCAGUGCUUGGCCGAAGCAUACUUCUUAUCGCGUCGAUAAGAUGCCGCCACGUCAUACUCGAUCCGUUACUAUAGGAUCAUCUAGGGAUCUGGAGAAGCACGAGCAGGCGCACCUUGCGCAGUCGGAAUCUCUAAACCUCGAUCCUCCCCUUUCACGCGCAGCACGCGAACGCAACCAUCAUCGCGGCUAUUUAGACAGAUCAAUGGGUGGCACACCGCGUAAAACCCUUCCAGGUCCUGCUCUUCUGAGUCCCUUUAAGGAGCAGACUCCUACUCGCAGCAGUGAUCCCGCGCAAGGACAGCCAUCCCUCUUUAGCAGGUUUACUGCUCAGAGUAUGGCUCGGAUGAAUAGCGCGAGCUCCACUGCUUCUGGGUCUGACUCGAGUUCCCUGGCUACUCCGCUUACAUCUGCGGGGCCCAGCACACCCAUUUCUUCCGACGACAAGCCUUCUAUUAAUGACAAUUAUAGCCAAUUUCUUAACCGAUUCUGCUUCUUCACCGGCUCUGGCUCACUGACAGACUAUUCUUCUGAUUCAAUCACCCGUUCGCAAUCGGCAUCCAAUGUAGAAGCGUUGUUGUGUCCUUCUGCUCACGAAUUAUCUUCUCCCUUGCGCGAUACUGCUUUCAAUGGACCCCGCUCUUGUAGCUUGGAUAGCGUCUCUACUUGCCAAAGUGGCCCGACUACUCCACGCGGGAAUUCAAUGCUCGAUUGCCCCACGCCAGUGGUCCACUAACUUAUAAUCCUAUAGAUCAACGACCCUGGUUUUUACACUGCAAUUCAUGACAUCCACGACUCGACAUGAAACGAACUUUAUUUAUUUUGUGGCAGUCAUAUCACAACUUGUACACUAGGGCACUUUCAUAUUUCCUUACACAGGGCUUCCUCGCAUCGUACAGUCAUUUUCUUUUUUCUUGUUUAUCUUUUCAGCUAUCUCAUAUGCU
Suillus discolor is the source of this 2615-nucleotide messenger RNA. RefSeq names its product putative phosphatase regulatory subunit-domain-containing protein. Gene Ontology annotation, cellular component: protein phosphatase type 1 complex. The record is from RefSeq and is a predicted model, not a curated record. Gene Ontology annotation, molecular function: protein phosphatase 1 binding; glycogen binding. Bases 161 to 2407 code for a protein of 748 amino acids. NCBI's taxonomy places the organism in Eukaryota, Fungi, Basidiomycota, Agaricomycetes, Boletales, Suillaceae. Gene Ontology annotation, biological process: regulation of glycogen biosynthetic process. The transcript has 4 exons.